Anguilla rostrata (American eel) is the source of this 2106-nucleotide messenger RNA. It is a transcript of the gene fgb, whose product is annotated as fibrinogen beta chain. Gene Ontology annotation, cellular component: fibrinogen complex. The record is from RefSeq and is a predicted model, not a curated record. Gene Ontology annotation, molecular function: signaling receptor binding. Bases 63 to 1535 code for a protein of 490 amino acids. The transcript is spliced from 8 exons. Lineage: Eukaryota; Metazoa; Chordata; Actinopteri; Anguilliformes; Anguillidae. Gene Ontology annotation, biological process: protein polymerization; blood coagulation; platelet activation.
CUGAGGAACAUGCAUUAGAAAGAAACCACCAUUACAGAAACCAAGACACAUUUUUCUUCAUCAUGAAGCGGCUUCUGCUUCUUUGUCUCUUUGUGUAUGCUGUGCAGUGUGCUAGCACAGACUAUGAUGAGUCUGACCUGGAUGAUACCGUAGAUCCUACGGCCAAGACGCUUGACCCGAGGGGACACAGGCCUGUGUCGAGAGGCAAUGACCGCUACUCUACCUAUAAUCCCGCUCCUCCACCUGUCAGCGGAUCUAGUACGUACCGGGGCCGGCCCUCUACAACUACCACGGACGAGAGUACCCAGGAGCAGCAGAAGGAGGAGCAGCCGGACGCAGGGGGCUGCACCCACCUCUCGGAGAAAAUGGGUGUCAUGUGUCCAACUGGAUGUGAACUGAAAUCCGUCAUUUUGAAACAAGAGAAGUCCGUCAAAGCCGCGGUCACUAAGCUGAAGGAAGAUGUGAACGACCUGUCCAAAUCCUCAAACACCAUCUACCGUUAUGUGGAUGGCCUUUCGAAUGCUCUCAGAGAGAGGCAGCGCGUCAGUGAAGACAACACCAAUGUGGUCGGGCAGUACACCAAUGACCUGGAGGGACAGCACGCCUUCGUGAAGGACACCAUCGACACAACAUUCCCGUCCAACAUCAGGAUCCUCCAGAAGGUCCUGGAGAGCCUGCGGGAUAAAAUCCAGAAGGUGGAGACGGCCAUCAUGGCCCAGAGGACCAAGUGCGACAAGCCGUGCACCACCUCCUGCCCCAUCCCGGUGGUUUCUGGGAAAGAGUGCGAGGACAUCUUCCGGAAGGGAGGGGACAACUCGGAGAUGUACCUGAUCCAGCCUGACUCCUUCUUCAGUCCAUACAAAGUCUACUGUGACAUGACCACUCUGAAGGGAGGCUGGACUCUGGUCCAGAACAGGCAGGAUGGCAGUGUGGACUUUGGCAGAAGGUGGGACGAUUACCGGGCCGGUUUCGGCAACAUCGCAUCCGACUCCGGAAAGGGUUUCUGCAGCAAUCCAGGGGAGUACUGGCUCGGCAACGACAAAAUCAGCCAGCUGACCAAAAUGGGCCCGACUGAGGUUCUGAUCGAAAUGGAGGACUGGAAAGGAGACAAGGUCAAGGCCCAGUAUCAGCAGUUCACCGUCCAGGGCGAGAUGUCGGGCUACGUGCUGGCGGUGGGCAAGUACCAGGGCACGGCGGGCAACUCCUUCCUGGACGGGGCCACUGAGCUGACGGGCGAGAACCGCACCAUGACCAUCCACAACGGCAUGAUGUUCAGCACCUACGACAGAGACAACGACAAAUGGCUUCCGGGAGACCCGACCAAGCAGUGUUCCCGGGAGGACGGAGGAGGCUGGUGGUACAACCGCUGCCACUCGUCCAACCCCAACGGCAGGUACUACUGGGGUGGGCAGUACUCGAAAGACAUGGCCAAGCACGGCACAGACGACGGCAUCGUCUGGAUGAACUGGAAGGGGUCCUGGUAUUCCCUGAAGGCCAUCAGCAUGAAGAUCAGACCGUUCUUCGCCGCGCGGUAAUGCUCGUCCCUGAUGGCCGGAGACCUCCCUCAAGAUCACCCGACAGCCUGACAUCAUACCACAUUAUCCCAGGCCUCCAUCUAAGUGUUAAAUAAUGGCAACAGCACUCAGCAAUGCUGGUUACAUUUCAAAGACCUUAAAAUACCGUUGGCAGUGUUUUAACUUGGAAGACGUUUGAAUGUAAAAAUAAAAAAGAAGUUUAUAUGUGCUAGAGAAGGAGAAACAACUGUAGCUACAUGGAUAGCUAAAUAUGUACUGUACAACAUGCAGGUAACUAGUGUUGGUUCUUGUUAUUUGAAAAAUGAAAGAACUUGAUCAAAAAAAUUGAACCAGAAAAAAAACAAAAGAAUUAUACAGUCCAAAGCUUCAAAUCAUACCUGUUGGGGAUGAAUUUUCAUAGAGAUAUUACAUGAUCACGACUUUGCAAACUGGACGUAUAGGAAGACAAGACAGGCACUAAAACUGCUAUCUGGUCAUUUGAUUUGUUUGUGCAAAGACAAAGACAUGGGAUGGCCUGAGUUGAUGUGGUUUCUUGGUUUCUGUCCAUCAAUAAAAUGUGAUGAUGAGCAUC